GAUCCUUAUUGCCAGAGGAGGAAGACGUAAAAAAAGAAGAGACAUUGGUCAGAAGCUGAUCUGCUUAUAAACAAGAAAAUGGACACGCGGUUCACUCGAGGGAAAUCCACCAUCUUAGAGCGGCCCCUGACCCGACCCAAGACUGAAGUCAGCGUGAGCGCCUUUGCCCUCCUGUUCUCAGAGAUGGUCCAGUACUGCCAGAGCCGUGUGUACUCUGUGUCCGAGCUGCAGACACGCCUGGCUGACAUGGGCCAGAGCGUAGGAGCCAGCAUGCUGGAUGUGCUGGUCCUGAGAGAGAAGAACGGGAAGAGGGAGACUAAGGUUCUGAACAUGCUGCUCUUCAUCAAGGUUAAUGUGUGGAAGUCUUUAUUUGGGAAGGAGGCUGACAAGCUGGAGCAGGCCAACGAUGAUGACAAGACUUAUUACAUCAUAGAAAAGGAGCCGCUUAUCAACGCUUACAUCUCUGUGCCCAAAGAGAACAGCAGCUUGAACUGUGCUGCCUUUACAGCUGGCAUCGUUGAAGCCAUCCUCACACACAGUGGCUUUCCCGCCAAGGUCACCGCCCACUGGCACAAAGGCACCACGCUCAUGAUAAAGUUUAACGAGUCGGUCAUAGCCAGGGACAAGGCUUUGGAUGGCAGAUAAAAAAAAAAAAAAAGACUGCAGAGAGUGGCUGG
This is a messenger RNA of Toxotes jaculatrix (banded archerfish), 677 nucleotides long. Its product is annotated as trafficking protein particle complex subunit 5-like. Gene Ontology annotation, biological process: endoplasmic reticulum to Golgi vesicle-mediated transport. Bases 79 to 645 code for a protein of 188 amino acids. Lineage: Eukaryota; Metazoa; Chordata; Actinopteri; Toxotidae. The record is from RefSeq and is a predicted model, not a curated record. Gene Ontology annotation, cellular component: TRAPPI protein complex; TRAPPII protein complex; TRAPPIII protein complex. The transcript has 3 exons.